AGCCUUCAUGGCGGGUGUGCUCGUGUCCCUCCAGCUCUCGACGAGUAGCAGGAUCAGCAAGGUGGUCGGCAGCCCCGUGUAUGUGUCAACAAGCAGGUCAAGAAGGAAGAAGUCACAAAGCACACAGGCAUUCAUCUCGCCAGCCAACAUAGAAUUGAUGACCCCUGUGUGUGUGAAUGAAUGUGCAUCGCAUCGCAUCCACCGUGCAGCUAUACUUUCUCCUUGCUGAUACUGGGUGGGAUGGCGGUCUCGCAGGUAGGUGUGUAUGCCCAUGCAGCACACACACACACACACACAUCUACAUGGUAUGCCGUGUGUGCACUGCAGAGGAGUCCAUGGCACCUGGCCAGCGUCCGCCCAGCCUACCUGAUCGGCGGCUUCCUUGUGUCCCUGUCAUUCCUGUCAAUACCUGCCGCGCCGCACCUCGGUGAGUGCCGCGCACAUGCGAUGGAUGGAUGGAUGGAGGUUCUUUGUCUGUGCGUGCAGGUGUGGAGCUGGUGAUGAUUGUGAUGACGGCAGGCGAGAUGCUUGGCGCGCUCGUCAUCGACCGCGUGGCGCUGGGCAUCACGUCACUGGGUACUGUCAUGGCGGCAGUGAUCGCCUCCGUCGGGGCGUCUGUGUCGUUCGAGGUCUCUGUGGACGAAGACAUUCUUGUGGUGGCUGCAUACGUUGCACUCAUGUUCGGUACGUACGCCACACACACAUCUGAGAACGUGCAAAGAGUUCGUUUGGUCUGUGUGUGGUCCGUGCAAUGCAAUGCAUGGUUCACUCGUCGUUCGUUCAGGUGUGGGCACUUUGUUCCCUCUAUUGAGUUUCCUCAACACCGAGCUGUCCAGGCAAACCCACAGCGGCGUCAAGGUGCGUCAGACACAGACAGACACGCAACGGAGGAAUCGUUCAACAUCGAUGCACGAGUGUGUGUGUCCCUCUGCGAGCGCAGGCGGCCUUUUUGUCCUCUUGUGUGACAACGAUUACGAUGUUCGGUCUGUCCACAUUUGUGUGGCUGGCCUUCCACCAGCACUUCACGCCGCGGCUCAAUCAGUGGUGGCUGUGGCUCAUUGACGGCGGAUGCUGCGCAUUCUACGUCUUCACCAUCACUUUAGUGCCCAAAAGGAUCGGCUUCGCGCCGUGCUUCAUUCUGAUCGUCCUUGGGUGAGCAGCAGAAGGCGAUAGCAAUAGCGCACACAACACAAUAGAUAUAUAUAUAUGGGCCAUGCAUCAACGCAACGCCUCCUUGUUGUCUGCAGGAAAAUGGUUGGUGGUCUAAUCUGCGACACUUACGGCAUCCUCGUGAAGCCGCAGGCCAUCACUCCCAGGCGCAUCUUGGGUGUCAUCCUGGUCACGGCCGGUGCCUGCAUCUACAAGCUCGAGUGGUCCCACCUCAACCUGGUCGACCCACUGGGCCUCCUGUCCACCCCCCCACCAGCCCGCCAGCCACGCAUCAAUGACGGCGACACUGACGACGGCAGCGGCAGUCCGACAGCCGAGUGUGCUAGCGAAGGGUCCGCCAAGCGGGGCCUGGCUGACCGCUCCGACGCCAACACGACCCAUGGCGGCAUGACGGAUGAUUCGCCGCUGUCGAGCUCUAGUUGCAUGCGGCUCAACGGGGAGGGCAUGCACAUUAUCGAGAACGACAGUGGGCCGAGGGCUGCAGAUGAAGAUGCCACGACAGAUGGGGGGGCGAGGAGGCCGCCGUCAUCAUCAUCGUCAGCAGGAAUAGUGUCGAUGGUCAUGAUGUGGGGAAGGAGUCGAAGGACAAACAAAAUGGCUGCUGCAAGCGGCGAAUCAGAUGUGGGCCAGGCCAGCCAGCACACCAACGUGUUGGCGAAGGAGAUCCCACCCAGCUACCCGCACCCACACAUCAAGCUUCUGAGGUCGCAGCAUGGAGAGGGGGCCGAGACCCAGCAGCUGCUGGCCGCGCCGACUUGCCUCUCUCCGAUGGUCCACAGGACUCGUAGGAACCGAGGGCAGCACUCCCCCUAUUCCCACUCGCCAGCCUCUUCCCUCUCGCCAUCCCCCCGGUCGGGGCGCAAGGCGCUCAGUGACGGAGGCUCCUCUCCCUUCCACUCGCCCGACUCACCGAUGUCUCUUCUCGACGAGUCAACCGAUGGCUGGCAGCCUCAAGACAGCGACAGCGACGCCAAGGCGGCAAGCGGCAAGCCAUUUUCGCGCCUGCUGCUGCUGCCCCCAAAGGAUAGAGAGAGGGAAGGUAUGUUGGAGCAGGGGCGGAAGGGGACUGGGAAAGGCUCGCCAUUGUGGCGUUCGCCGCCCUUGCGUGUGCUGGUGGAUGUGGGCGAUCGGGGGGACGCGAGCGAAUGAUGGCAAUGCAUGUGCAUCGAAAGGUCGACAUGCUGUGUGUGUCGUUUAUCUGGUUUGACGUGUGGAUGUUGGUGUAGCUGGUGUUCUUGCCUGCUCGUAUCUGUCAGUCGUCACGCGUCUGACCAUUGU
Molecule: messenger RNA, 2448 nt
Organism: Vitrella brassicaformis
Lineage: Eukaryota; Vitrellaceae
Source: the annotation of a GenBank genome assembly